AGACAGGGCGGCCCGUUCCCGUUACCAAGCACCGAGCACUGCUGCACCGCGCUGGGUCUGCUGACAACGACGACAGCUACGGGCAUUGACAGAAGGAAUACUGCUGCCAGCGUGAUAACAACACACACACACACACACACUCCGGAAUACUGUAGGGUAUGGCAGUGAAUGUGUACGCCACAUCUGUGUCCAUUGACAACCUCAGCAGACAUGACAUGCUGGCAUGGGUCAACGACUCUUUGCACCUCACCUACACUAAGAUCGAACAGCUAUGUUCAGGAGCGGCUUAUUGCCAGUUCAUGGACAUGUUGUUUCCAGGUUGCAUCCUUCUGAAGAAGGUCAAAUUUCAAGCCAAGCUGGAGCAUGAAUCUAUACACAACUUCAAAGUUCUUCAGGCAGCUUUUAAAAGGAUGAGUGUUGACAAAAUAAUCCCUGUAGAAAAGCUCGUAAAAGGGAAGUUCCAGGACAACUUUGAAUUCGUGCAGUGGUUCAAGAAGUUCUUCGACGCCAACUAUGACGGGAAGGAGUACGACCCUUUAAUCUCCAGACAGGGGCAGGACGUGGCCCCCGCCCCCAACCCAGGUGAUCACUUUAUCCACAAACCAAAGAGAAACCCAGGACCACAGAGGACAUCUCCAACAGUUCCCAAAAUCAUACCAGCACCACAGCGGGUCCAACAUAACACUCCAGCGAUGAGGAAGAACCCAUCUUUGUCUAGAAACGGGGGCGGUGAUGCUGAGAUCAUGGAGCUCAAUCAACAGUUGAUGGAGCUGAAGUUGACUGUGGACGGACUUGAGAAGGAGAGAGACUUCUACUUCAGCAAACUACGGGACAUUGAGCUGAUCUGCCAGGAACACGAGAGUGAAAACAACUCUGUCCUCAGCAGUAUAAUCAACAUUCUCUACGCCACAGAGGAUGGCUUUGCACCUCCGGAGGACGAAGAGCUUGAGGAACAAGCUCACCUGGACCAGGAUGAAUACUGAGCCCUUCAUUCCCCUCUGCCCCUAACAUCUCCAUCUUCCCUUUCCUUUUCUUUCUGCCCUCAUUUAUUUUCUACUCUCUCUGCACGCUCUCUAUAAAUACUCACCAUUAUCCCUGCUCUCUCUCUCUCUCUCUCUCUCUCUCUGUCUUUUCUUUUCUUUCUCAUAUGUAUAUCUGUUCUUAACCUCCCCCCAUCCACCCUCUGGCCGUCUACACACUAUACACAACUACUCUGCAUCAUCAUCAUCGUCAUCUGCUGCUCCUCCUCCUCCCUGCCUCCACUUACACAGUAACAAUAACAGUAAUGUACAACAUAUCCCAGUUAUUUCAGCAUGAGUAACGCAGAAAACGAGCCAAGCCUGGCAUGGAGGUUGUUAUAGUCAAAAAACAGUGAAUUUUAAGUCUGUAAAUAUUGCCGACGUUGUGAUUUCUGAGAGAACAAGGUCUUUGCUCUUUAUGGAGUUAUUUAUUUGCCUUUGGUGCGCUGUGAUACUUCUAUUAGAGCACGGAACAACGCUGCUCCGAUGUGCCAUCGAGACACUCCCAGAGCUACUAAAACUGUAACAAAAGUGACUUUUUAAUAACAAUUUCUUAUUUAUUUAACUUAUAUUUAAUUUAGAUUUAACUUUCUGUAGCAAAAAUUGGUGCAAAACCUACUGUACAUGAAUUGAAAGCUGAGGCCAUGUGUGUUAUUUCAGUUGUGCUUGAGUCAGCAUCAAGCUUUUAGUCUCCGUUAUGGUGGUUCAUGGCAUGUAGUAAACGCUGAAGGAAAUUCUUUGGUGUAAUAAUGACUCAAGGCGUAUGAUCAGUGCUCUGCGAUUAUUCAUUAGUGAUCAGCAACAUAUCUGAGCAUGAGAAUGUUACACAUUGACUGUGAAUGAGUGAUAUUUUGUAUAUGUAUUUUGUGUGGAGAUUUUGUCCGAUGUCGCACGAUCCUGGUUAAUUGCCGUCGUAUCUUAUAGGCCGACAUAAGCCUAUGAGUUUGAAAUUUAGAGGUGGAAAGCCGCCUGCAGACUGACAACAUGGUUAUAGAUUGUAGCAGUUCUAAGGUUUUAUUCUAAAAUAUAAAGGAGCCUGACACUGAAUUAAUACAGAUACAUAUACACAUGACAGGUUUUGUCAUGUUUUUCCUGCUAAUCAUUUACACUUUUAAUUUGCUGUUAAGGGUCGCCCAGGGUAAAUGAGUUGUAGUUUGGGAAAAAAAAGUCAGUAUUAAGAAACCUGUGACCAGUUGACUGGUCAUCAUAAGCAUCCAGUUCAACCAAGGAAGUCUCCUUAUCCUUCCCCAGCUUUUUUUACUUGCAAACUGGCUGUCGUCUGCUCUGCAUUCAUCGACCAUGUAAACAUCUACAGAACACUCAUCUUUUGAGUUUUGAAUAAAUAAACAGUUGUGAAAUAA
Messenger RNA from Sebastes umbrosus (honeycomb rockfish), 2380 nucleotides. It is a transcript of the gene mapre3a, whose product is annotated as microtubule-associated protein, RP/EB family, member 3a. Gene Ontology annotation, cellular component: microtubule plus-end; microtubule organizing center; spindle midzone. Gene Ontology annotation, biological process: regulation of microtubule polymerization or depolymerization; protein localization to microtubule plus-end; spindle assembly. The record is from RefSeq and is a predicted model, not a curated record. Gene Ontology annotation, molecular function: microtubule plus-end binding. The transcript is spliced from 7 exons. Lineage: Eukaryota; Metazoa; Chordata; Actinopteri; Perciformes; Sebastidae. Bases 159 to 983 code for a protein of 274 amino acids.